Messenger RNA from Trichoderma asperellum CBS 433.97, 1020 nucleotides. RefSeq lists its product as uncharacterized. The record is from RefSeq and is a predicted model, not a curated record. NCBI's taxonomy places the organism in Eukaryota, Fungi, Ascomycota, Sordariomycetes, Hypocreales, Hypocreaceae.
AUGCCCAGUCGGCCAGUCUCGAGUAUAAGUCAAGUAUCUCUCAACAAGGCAUUACCGCCAACGCCUGGGCCAGAUGCUUCCGACCUAACUACCUUGCUUAUUGGCCCUAAGAAGCGCCGUUUUAAAGUCAACCACACGCUACUCUGCGAGGUCUCUCCAUUUUUCCAGGAACGCCUUGAAGACCCCUUUCACUCACAAACAGUCUCAUUGUGGCUUCCUAGUGAGUCGCCUGCCAUGUUUGGCCUAUUCGUCGAGUGGGUACACUCUCCAGAAACCUUCCGCGACUAUCUCGAUAAUGCAAUCGACUCGGCUUUCAAAAAGGGAGAACAGACGUCGCUCGAUAUUCACUGGGCAAUCAUUCAUCUCCAUCUCUUUGCCUCCCAGCUCUCUCUAGGGUAUCUACAGGAUGCUUCUAUGGAUGCCCUUCAGGAUUUGUACCUCAAGUACGACUGGGAUGUGCCGCCGAAACUGGUCGUUUACCUUUACACCGAAUGCGAGGCAGAGCCUGCCAUCCGCCUUCGCCGCUGGGCUGUCGCCAUGGUAGCAUUUUGUCUGGCUUUUGGUAGCCAGCUCAAGUUACCAGCUCAAGAUUCGACAUCACUGGACCCCAACCAAUUUUAUGCGCUUUUCCAAUCGCUCUCUGACUUUUCAGCGGAUUAUGCUCAGCAUAUGGAAUGCAUGAAGGAGUCAGGCUAUGAUGUUCAACUCAAAAACCCGCAGCUCCGUAUUUCGGAAAAUGAAGAGAACAAUGAUGGACGGUUCUUUGGGUUUCGAGAAUGUUCGUUUCACUCGCAUAAAUCCGAGGUUGGUGAGGGCCCAUGCCCUCUCGCAGGUGUAAGGGCACCUAGCAGAGCCAUGAGUGCCCCAGAUCUACCAAGGCCGAGAUGGGGAAAGCACAAACGUCAAGAGAGUAGCAACCCGCCAAGAUCCCUGUUCUCAAGGAACAGUAAUAGGGAAGACGAAGAAAGAACGGGAGGUUUCUCUCAAUCGCUUAGCUCAAUCGCGUCCAAGUUCUCAUGA